This is a messenger RNA of Drosophila erecta, 5617 nucleotides long. RefSeq lists its product as uncharacterized. The transcript is spliced from 5 exons. Gene Ontology annotation, cellular component: cytoplasm; nucleus. Bases 410 to 4744 code for a protein of 1444 amino acids. Gene Ontology annotation, molecular function: tRNA binding; S-adenosylmethionine-dependent methyltransferase activity. Gene Ontology annotation, biological process: tRNA wobble uridine modification. The record is from RefSeq and is a predicted model, not a curated record. Lineage: Eukaryota; Metazoa; Arthropoda; Insecta; Diptera; Drosophilidae.
CGACGUUGACUCCGAGAGAACGGACACGAGGGCUAGCAGACGGCUAACGCAACGGGAUAAUCGCUGAGACAGGACCUCUCACACACGCGCACUCACACACACACUCACACAAGUCGCAACUCGGCUAUAUAUAUAUUGUACAAGUAUAUAUAUGUAUAAGUGAAGCGCCAAGUGCCAGUGUCCUAGAAAUUAAACACAAUACGAGAAUAAAUCCAAAUCGAAGGCGAUAAUGGAAAAUUAAUUGAACGUGCCCCGCUUCGAAAGUCUAAAAAUACCCGCGCGUCGCCAAGUUGUCGUGAGUCCAAAGUUCCCUUAUUCCCAUCAUCAGGCAAACAACAGCCAAUGUGGAUGUGGAUGUGGAUGUGGAUGUCGAAGGGUCUAAAGUGCCGCAACAGUCUUUAAAUUAUGCAUGCACAUUGAUUUUCCUUUUGCCGUCGUUAUAUCCCCAUCAUCUAUAUCUAUAUCACCAGGCCAUCGGCUUUGUUGUCGCAUGUUAUCAGCGGAACUGGCGUCCUCGACGGCUUUGUUGAAUGCGAGUUAUCAGCGCAGCAACGGCCCCGCAAAAGAUGAAGUUUGCCCCUCGACAAUAUAUGACAAGUGCCACACAACGCCAGAAGCCACAACAGGAGCAGCAGCCACAACAGGAGCAGCAGCCACAGCAGCAGCAGCAGCAGCAGCAGCAGCAGCAUCAAUGACCAAGCAAUUGACAACGGCAACUGCAACAAAUGCGGCAUCCAGCAUAGGACAAGCGGGUGAUUUGGCCCCCACGGUUGUAUCCCCAACCGCGCCAGCCACAAUUGCGACGGGCGGAGCAGGAGGAGCAGGAGGAGCAGGAGGGUCCUCCGGAGCAGGCGGAACCAUUUCACCUGUCAGCGAGGCAACAAAGACUGCGCCACCAGCACAGCCCGUUGCGGAGAAGCACUCGAGUAGCGAUGCCAGUGGCAGAUCGGCGGCUCUGGAGCGUGCCUAUGUGCACGAUGUGUACGAGCACUGUGAGGAGCCCACGGGUCCCGUCCGCCCACGGAUGGCCCACUUCCUCAGCGGUCUGGAUCCCGGCUCGGUGGUCUGCGACGUGGGCUGCGGCAGUGGGAGAUACCUCACCCAGUGCAAUCCGGCCAUCUGCACCAUUGGCGUGGAGCGAUGCUACCGCCUGAGCAAGGUGGCUCACGAAAAGGGCGGCGAGGUGGCACUGUGCGACAAUCUAGAACUGCCUUUCCGGGACGACAGUUUCGAUGCGGUGUUGUCGCUGGCGGUGGUGCACCACUUCGCCACCACGGAGCGACGUGUCCAGGCACUCAGGGAAUUGGCUAGGAUCCUGAGGAUCGGUGGUCGGGUUGUGAUCACCGUGUGGGCGCUGGAACAACGACAUCGACGCUUCGAGUCGCAGGAUGUGCUGAUACCCUGGCAGCCACCAAAGAAUCGAAACUACUCCUACUCGGAUGAGGAGGACGACGACAAUUUCCAGCCGCCUUACCAUGCCUACACCGAGGACUCUACGAAUUCCAGUCGAUCGGCCGGAGAUGGGGACAGCUCCAGCCUUAGUUCGUCAUCGCCGGGGGAAUCCUGCUACAGCUUUGUUCGCCGGGCCAUUCAGAAACUGGCCCGUGGACGCCGGCAUGCGUGGUUUAUGGACUCGUGGUCCUCAAAGGACACCAAGAACGACAGCAGCUUGGACUACGAAGAUGCCAAGGAUCUGCCCAUCGAGCUGCGUCGCCUGGAGGACUUUGAGGACUUUCCCGAUCCGCCACUAUCAGCUGGCCUCAAAUCCCGCAGCCUGGGUAGCAUCCUGCAGCCGCCACCCCGCCAGAUUGUCCGCUCGCGCUCCAGUGUUCCCAGUCUAGGUGGUCCUCUGAUUCCUGGUGAAUCAAAGGCCAGUGCAGCGGCGCUGUUACUCAACGCUCCGGAGAGCCAGCAACUUCAGAUGCAACUCCAAUUGAAUGGAAGGCAUUCACCCACCACCACGGCCAGUGCUGGGAACACGUUGAGCAGGAGGCCAAAGCUCAUCAAGCAGAAGCAGUCCUUGUGCGAUGAUGACGCCGCCACGCCACCCGCACCCGAAUCCUUUCAGGUGGUAAGUAGUCUGAAUGGCUCCAAUGGCGUGGUAAGCAGCAGUCUGUACACAAAGAGUGGCUGCUAUGCUGGGAAUUUCCAUCAGCAUGCCUCGUCGACGUCCACGCCUCCGUCAGGUGAUUCUGCUGAAGGAGGAGUCAACGGUGUACCCACUGGUGCGCCCACUUUCCUGCGCAAACAGAGUUCCCUCAACGAGGAUCUGAUGGCCUGCAAUCGGCUGAGGGAAAAGGAGAGGGUGCGCAAGCGCAUUCAAAAGCAAACCUCGCUGAAUGAAGCCUUCCUCUGCAGAUCAGCUCUGUUCUCCAAGAGACUGCAGGUAAUCCGUGAGGGCUUCACCACCAAAAUCAAGAGCUCGACGGGCAGUCUGGAAAGGGUGACCAAAACGGGCAUAAGCAAGCUGAUCCAAAACAUCAAGAGUGGACCGCAGGCGCAGCCGAAUCCUGCCCAGCAGCCCGCUCAACUGGACAAAAACCCCAUGCUGAAUAAUAACAAUAAGCAGGGAGUGGUGGUGACGGCUCAUCAGCACCACCAUCACCACCACCACCAUCCUGUUCACCAUCUGUCCCACUUGAUUCUGCCCGCAUCCUCGACGUCGGGACCUGUGACGUACUGCAGCAGUGUAGAGUGCACCAUGGGCAAUCUCUGUCACUGUAGCCAGUAUCAGCAAGAGUGUCCCGCCUGUGCGGAUGGCGGUCAGGGUGACAAGGCGAGGAGGCAUUCCCGAGAGUCCGGCUCGGACUCCUCCAAGGACAGCAGCCUGCAGUCGGACACUAGUAUCGAGUCCGAGGACAGCUUCGCUUCGGUCAUAUUCAUACCCAAGCCGGAGCAGCACCAGCAGCAGUUGAACUACCAGCAGCAGCACCAGAACUCUAACUCCAGCUCGAGCAACUCAUCCUCCAGCAAUGGGCAAAGGGCACAAGGAGCCGCUGGUCGGGAUCAGGGGGUAAAUCCCGGCUCUCGAUUGCCGCCCACUCACUCAGUGCCAACGUCGCCGCUAAUCAUGCCCUGCCCUCCCACUCCGGCUCAUUCACCGGCUGCCAUCCAGGGCACGGUGACUUCUCCGCCUCAGUCCACAUCCGCCGUUUCCGCCGCCAUGGCCAUCUUGACUCCACCCUCAAAACCCGCUCGUUUCAGCUUCGAUGAGGCCCACAUCAAGCUGCAAAAGGAGCAGCAUGUAGAUCUGCAAAAGGAGCCGCCCAAGGAGAAGAAGGAGCCACUUAAGGAGCCGCCAAAGGAACCACUCAAGGCAUCGCCACCGGUGCGUAGGAUCACCCGCCAGGCCAUCAGAGAUCUGCCACCCAUUCCCAAAUUCCGAAAACAGCAAUCUCUGCAGCUGCAACGUCAGAGUUUUCCCAUCGUUAGGCGAGCUUCGGGAUCUGGCGUGUCCACCUCAGCAUCCACGACAUCACUGGCCACCAAACUGCUCUCCCUGGAGCUCUUUAAUCCGGCCACCGAUGACCUGGACAGCGAUUCCAGUGAACCCUCCUCCCCCGAUUCCAUAGACAGUGUUAUAAGUGCACCCAGAUCGGCCAAAGUGCCCUCGGGAAGUGAGGAAGGAGAAGCCGCGAACUCCGCGAACUCCAAUUCGGCUUCCCAGGACGAAGGAGAACCCAGCUUGGCGCAGCUGAUAAGUCUGCAGCAGGAGCAGUACCAUAAAGGAGAGCUCCAGAUCAAUAGCUCCCGGUCCCAGGCCGAAGAUGAUAUAAUCCUGAAUGCAGAUAGUGCACCCCUUCUUCCCGAAAAGAGGGAGGCCGCUCAGAAGCAGGAUUGUGCGGAAUUCGCGGAACAACUGACUGCCCAACUGCAGCGGGAACUGGAUGACAAGACCAAUCGAACUGAGUGCCGGUAUCUGGAUGGGAUCGGAAUGGGAGAUCUGACCGAGAUUUUGGGUGGCGGUAAGAAGCGCUCUAAUGGUGAUUUGAGUGCUUUCCGGGAUGAGCUCAGGGAACGCCGUCUGAUGCUAGCUAACCUCUCCACGCAGCCAAGUCUGCAACAAUCCCCGGUGAGCUCGUCCACCUCAUCACUAUCCUCCCAAACCCGCAGCUUCACCAUCCAGGAGGAGGAUGGCGAGGAAGAGGAGGAGGAGGAAAACGAGUCCAGCUACUCACUUGGCGUCUAUGAGCACUGCAAGAUCUCCAAGUUCAACUACAAGAGGAAUCGACACUAUCAGCUGAAUCCGGAGACAGCCUACCUGCUGCAGGACGAUGGGGACAGUGAUGUGCGCGAGGAUGAGGACGAUGUCAUACCAGAGGAGGAGGAGCAGGAGGAACAGGAUGAGGAUGCGGAGGCCGAGGCUCUGGAAGCCCGAGGUGGCGAUCAGUUGGGCGAAGGCAUGUCGGACUACGGCCAGCGCAGGCGCAACAUGGCUGCCCUAAAGGUCCAACCGCCGACGACCCAGCAGCAGCAACCUCAAAAGGAGCCAAGCCAAGCGGCGAAUCUCCAGCAGCGGCCCUCCAACGAUUCCCUGGAGCACUCGAACAGCUCCACCAACUCCCUGGACAGCCCCUCCCAGGGUGGAGCCAGCACCCACCACCGCUACUACCAUGUGUUCCGCGAGGGCGAGCUGGACGCGCUGAUCAACCACCAUGUGGCCAGCCUGCACAUCGUUAGCUCCUACUACGAGCGGGCCAGCUGGUGUGUGGUGGCCGAAAAGGUUCAGGUGUGGACCAUCUAAGCACCCUACUCUCAAACGGGUUUGAUUUCUAUUACUGGGACCGGAAGCAUGUAUACCAGAGCAAGAAAAACUCAAAUAAGUUAAAUUUUUGUCAUUCGUUUGAAUAUUUUGACUUUAUUUUAAGUUACACGGACAGUCUGCAAGAAUACUUGAAUUAGGUGUGAAAAUCUUCUUGGAGUAUUCAAAAUCAAAGCAGUUUUUAUGAUUUCUUUAAGGCGUAGCUGACCCGUUUGAAUCCCUGCUCUAAAACGAACGCCCAUUUCCUAGCUGUAGUCUCUGAUCUGAUGCCCCCAAAGGAAUUGUUAAAUUUAGUCUAUUACUCUAGUCGGCUGGCGAUUCGGGGCGGGGAAGGCCCGUCCUGCGAACCAGCACUAAUUUAUUGUUAGCAGGCCUGCUCAAGGACGCGAACGCAGGAUUGCACUGCAUUGAAAUCCAAUUUCAAAGGAGAACGUAGCUGUAAGAACGAAAACCAAUCGAAUCGAAUGCGAUAACGAAACAACGCAAGCUAAAUACAAAUCUUACUAGUUAUACGAGCAUACUCUAUUUACAACGAUCAUCUGUUUGUAUCUUGCGCUAUCUUUUGCUAUGUUUCAAGCACUUUUUGCUAUAAUUUCGAAGCGAAUAGUCAUCAAACGUCCAUUACAACAUAUACCAAUUAUACAAGAGAAAAUCAAGAUACCAGUUAAGCAGCUAGUCAUAGUAAUAUAGCAAAUACGUACAUGCAUGUAUACACUCCUUAAAACUGCAACGUUUAUAGAACCCUCUAAAAAUAUCAAUAACUGCAUUUAAAUCUAUGAGAGACCCGUACAUAUAUCGAACGCAAAGUAAAAUCAAAAAUAUAUACACAAAACAGUUUAAGAAGCUCACAAACAA